AGGUCCAAGGGGAGGGGGCGGACUUCAGGGCAGCCAUGGAAGCUAGCGGUCCUGCACUUGUAAAAGGUAAAGAGCUCCUAUGUGAGAAGAGACAGCAGCCCUCAAGCCCUCACGUCCUCUGUGAGUUCACCAGUCCUCCAGCAUCCUUCCACCUGUUGUGCACAGUGCCUGGCACACAGUAGGUACUUAAUAGCUGUUUAUUGAGUGGGGGUGGCUGGGGGACUCAGCCGGUUAGGCAUCUGACUCUUGGGUUCAGCUCAGCUCAUGAUCUCCCGGUUCUAGAGUCCCAGCCCCAAGUUGGGCUCUGUGCUGACAGUGCGGUGCCCGCUUGGGAUUCUGUCUCCUCUCUCUCUGCCCCUGCCCCUGCCCCUGCCCCUGCCCCGUGCACUCUCUCUCGUAGAAGAAAGCACAAACCUAGCAACCCACAUAAAACACGUAUGUGGCUUGUGAAUUAUUAUUAUUAUUAGCUGAGCCCUCGGUAGAAGCCCUCUUGUAACCAAAAGGAUUUUAAACCAAUUCACUCAGAUGAGCGUCCCCUAGGCUCUAUGAUAUAAAGUUUUCAUCUCCUGGGUAGUCUGCCCCCCUUUUUCUUAUUGUUUAUGUGUGGAGGAACGUGGGCCUUUGAGAUGCCGGAUCUCCCCCCCGGGUCGGCUUGUGGUCGAUCACACCCUCGUGCCAUUUCGCUUCCUGAGCCAGCAAGUGUUGGUGCCUCAUGCCUAUAGCUGCUGAUUCACAGGGGUGGCAAAAUGGGGAUAUUCGAAUUCUGUCAUUUAUUUUCCUUUCUGGGUCAGAACGCAUUUAUAAACAGGUGUUUGCCUUCAUCUUCCCAGUGGGACGGCUUGUCGAGGAAGGGCAGCAUAGUGAUCGAUUCUUUCCCUUUGUUUACCUGUUUGCAUGAUUAAUGUCUUGGAACUGUUUCAUUGUAUCUUUUUUAAAAAGUUUAUUUAUUUUGAGGAGGAGAGAGAGAGAGAAGGGGAGACGGGGAGGGGCAAAGAGAGAGAGAGAAUCCCCAGCAAACUCUGCACUGUCAGCACGGAGCCCGACGAGGGGCUGGAAAUCACAAACCGUGAGAUCAUGACCUGAGGCCAAAUCAAGACUCGGAUGCUCAACUGGCUGAGCCACCCAGGCACCCGUCUUUAAGUUUAUUUUUGAGAAAUGUCUACAUGCAACAUGGGGCUUGAACUCAUGAUCCAGGCUGAGGCAGCCCAACGCCCCACGCUGUUUUAUUGUAAAGAGCCUCACUUUUGCGUGGGCCGGCUGCUUUCAGGGCCUUUGUCGUGUGCACGCCUGGAAAGUGCACGACACACCUGGGGCCAUGGCUCGACGUCGUCGGUAGAGACAGUGCUCCCAGGGGCCUGGCGUCUGCCUUUAUUAGGGUCAAGGGGGGUGCGUAGGGUUUCAGGGGCCAGCUCCUGGGGAGUUUGACGCACAAGCGUGUGGAGAGAAAAAACAAGGGACCCAAACGGUCAGCUAUCCAAAUCAGCCGAGAUGUGUACAUUCAAGGCGCCUGGGUGGGGUCAGGGGACCUGCUCCGGGUGCAGUGGCGGGCUGGCCACAUGCCCUUGGAGAUGGUGUCUCUGCGGCGGACACCUCGGCAGCCCGAGCGGCGGCCAGACACUUGCAAGCAAUUGUAGCGGAAGCCUUUCCACUAGCUGCUUCCUGGGCCCUUCUUCAGCCUUGGCUUCCCCACCACUUCCUCCUGGAAGCUUCCCUGGGCCCCGCAAUCGCAUGUGUCUUUUGUGCAUCCCCAGAGAAUUUUGGCUUUCCGUGACCAUAGGACUGACCUCCCAGACUGCAAUCGUCUGUUUAUCCCUCUGCCCACUUCCCCUGCCCCCCACGGCCCUGUGCCCCGGUCCCCUCUGUUUUCCCGGUGCCCACACGGUGUCAGCAUAUGAGCGGGCCACUGGGAGAUGGCUGUUGAACAAAUGAGUGACAUUCAGACAUGACCGUGUCAUUCUCCUCUUGCGCUCAUGCUGCUCCCAGCCGACCCUCCGCCCGUGCAGCCACUGCCACGGCUUGAGAUCCCUUCCCCACCCUGGCUCUCGCCCAAUUCUCUGUCUCCAUCAUCGGGCAGGAUGCACAGCGAUUCUUGCUAUUACUUUUAUCCCCCCCUCAAACUGCUCUUAAAGGAUGAGAAAUCUGUUCCCAUAAAACUAAGAACAAUUAAGUUGACACUUGGUUCUGCACUCCGUUUGACUUCCUCUUUUAGAAUCAGUUUGGGGAAGUACAACAAAGUUCCUGUUCACAUUUCCCUACCACAGUAGCCUUUGGAAAGUUCGGGCUGCCCCAGGCUCCCCGUGAAAGCUUUCCUUAGUGGGUACACAUGGCAUUCCCUGGUCCCCUGGACCCUUCCCUGGGCCUGCCCUGCAUCCCUGUUUGCCCGAUUUCCCAUCCCCCCAUGUUCCGAACUGCACAGUGACACUUGAGCACUUCUGUUCAGUGGCUUUACCUCAUCUGAUGCCAUGUUUCUGCGACAGGAGUUUAUUGAAUCAUGCAUUUUCCUGUCUUUCCUGAAUCAUCCCCAUGAGCACACAAACGUGCUGUUAUGUUUCUAAUCUUUGACGAUGAGGGCUUAAUCGCACUGCUCUGUCCCUCUUCUGAGUGGCCAAACCUCGCCUCAGAGAGGCGAAACCAAGGCCGGGUGCACCUGCCAAGUGCCUGUUCCCUCCUUGUCCCAACCCAGCGCGGAGUGCCUGCCCCAUUGCCGCAGCCUCACAGGGGUUUUCGGAGGCAUAACGGUAGAUCUCUUGUGAUGACUGGCCUUUCCCCUUUCAAUCGGCGCUUGAUUGGGUUCUCUGCUGCCUCGGGUCUCCAGUUCCCUAGGCAGUGAGGGAGCUGAGAACUCUCCCAGAUGGUGGCCUGUCGUUCUACAGGGGUCUCUUGGUCUCAGCUGGUGGCUUUAUAAAUGUGUCAGGCCCAAGAAGCUAGAGAUAGAAAGGACUUCCUGUCCCAGUGGUCACCAUGCCUCCUGGCAGAAGCCCUCACUUCCUGCUGUCGCACACACCACCGCUCAGAGGAGCUAACCACAGCUAUAAAUCUGCCCCUUGCACUUGCCAACUGCAGCAUCAAGUGUCUCCGCUGGAAAACAGCCCCACCGUCGGCCUGUCGGCCUGCUCCCCUGGUCUGUGUCUGGUUCUCCACAGCAGAACACAGGGUGCCCUAAUGCCUGGCGCAAGCGCUGGUUCGUCCUCCGGCGGGGCCGCAUGAGCGGCAGCCCGGACGUCUUGGAGUACUACAGGACCAAGCACUCGAGCAAGCCCAUCCGUGUGAUCGACCUCAGCGAGUGUGCAGUGUGCAAGCACGUGGGCCCCGGCUUCGUCCGGAAGGAAUUUCAGAAUAACUUCGUGUUCAUUGUCAAGACCGCUUUGCGUACAUUCUAUCUGGUGGCUAAGACCGAAGUAGAAAUGCUGGUGUGGGUGUACAGCAUCAGUCAGGUCUGCAACUUCGGCCAACUGGAGGAUGGUGCGGAUUCUGUGGACAGCUUCUCGCGCAUGCCCCCCUCCCUGCAGCCAGCCCCUGCCAGCUUCCUGCCCGCGACCCACGCCGUCAGCUCCUCCUUGCCGAGUGACAACCUGAGCACAAACACCGGUGCCACUGAGGAAAGCAGGAGUGAGUCCGAGUCUCUCUCCCUUCCUGAUUAUCUGAUUCUGUCCGACUGUGAGACCGGAAGACCACGUCACACCAGUCUACCCACCAGAUGUGAUAGCUGGUCAAACUCAGACCGCUCGUUGGAACAGAGUUCAUUUGAUGACGUUUUUGUUGACUGCCUGCAGCCCGCGCCCCCCAGUAACUUGGUCCACCCCUCACGCCAUGGGAAUGGAUCUCAGAAGGUGCCUUCCACGAAGCCUCAGGCUGCCCUGAUAUGGAGUAGAGAUAUCAAUGGGCCAGCCAAGGACCACUUUUCUUCAGCAUUGCUGGAAACUUCCUUAAACCCCACCGUUCAGGUAGAUAAAAACCAAGGUUCCUUGCCCUGUGUGGUAAAAGAACCAGACAUUGUGUCCAACGUGCCACCGCCCCGCCCCCCUAAGCCAAGCCAUCUCUCUGAACGGCGCCAAGAAGAACAGGUCGUGUGGAGUGGGCAUGGCGGCAUCAAGAAGCCAGAGUGCACUAUGGCAGCGAGAAGAAUCUCUCUCUCUGGUUUAGAUAACAUGAGAACCUGGAAAGCUGAUGUAGAAGGCCAAUCCUUAAAACACCGAGACAAGCGGCUUAGUUUAAAUUUGCCAUGCGGGUUCUCCCCGGUGUACCCCACAGCUUCAGCCAGUGCCGAAGAUGGCUACGUGCCCAUGGGCCCACAGGUGGCCACCUCUGCUCUUAGAACCCACUGCGGCCAUGAUGACUACAUCCCCAUGAGCCCCGGGAGCAUCUCAAGCCCACUGCCUGAGCUACCUGCAGACAUGGAGCCUCCCCCAGUGAAUAGAGAUCUCAAGCCUCAGAGGAAACGUAAGCCACCACGGCCACCCCCGCUGGACCUGAGCCACCUGUCCACCAUCCGGGAACACACGUCUCUAACCAGGACCCGCACUGUGCCUUGCAAUCGAACCAGAUUUCUCUCUCCAGAAAGAAAUGGUAUUAAUUCUGCAAGAUUUUUUGCCAAUUCUGUUUCCAGAGAAGAGGAAGAAAGCUACAUCCACAUGAAUCGCAGGACGGCCAAGUCCCUAAGCAGUGGUGCUCUGACCUGGACAAAGAAAUUCAGCCUGGACUAUUUAGCUCUAGACUUCAAUUCUGCGUCACCAGCCCCUAUACAGCAGAAACUCUUCCUUUCAGAAGAGCAAAGAGUGGACUAUGUCCAAGUGGAUGAACAGAAGACACAAGCCCUCCAGAGCACGAAGCAGGAGUGGACGGAUGAGAGGCAAUCGAAAGUGUGAGAUAUGUGCUUGGGCCAUGUGUGGGGCAAGGAAGCCCGCGGCUUGCUCUGGGUGUCUUUUGCCAGGGUUGCAGUGAUGGUCCAUGCAGGCCAGGAAUCAGAGACAGUAUGUCACUUCCGUGGACUUGGCCAGAACCUUUGGGAGAGAGGAUCUAUUCAUCUACACUGAAUGGGGAGAAGGAAGAAGUGGUCUCCUGGCCCCACCCCCAUCCCACCCGUCUUGGCCGUGUCCCUCUCCUACCACAUGAGCCCAGAGCCUCCCAGAUGCUUAGAGUCGGCUCCAUACCCAUAAGAGGCGGCCAUGGACUGUCAUGUAGAAAACUCCAUUCAGGUAUGGUAGGAACAAGAAAAGCAAGACUUGGGACAAUAUUUUUCCCAGAGCUUUUAAGAAUCUCUCCAAUGGAGCAUUUGGAGUACAGAUUCGAGCCAGUAUUGCUACCAAACAGAAUCAUUUGACUCUAAUGCUUGCAAAUUCCGACCUUUCUUCUGUGUUUCCAUUGAAUCAUAAAUCAUCCUGGCGGAGAGGCUCCUGGAGACCAUCUUGUCCCAGGCCCUGCACACAUGGUUGAGGAGAUCAAACCCAGAGGUGGUGGCAGAGUUUGCAUUCCUUACUGCAAAGACCCCAACAGACGAAUCAUUUCUGUCCCUAGCGAAAGACAGGUCAAGUGAGAGGGGCAGUGAGUCCUGGGCUCUGUGGUGAGCGUGUCAGAGGACACUAGUGGCGCUAAGGGUGUCAUGGCCGAACAGCUGCCUGCGGCUGGGUGUUCCAUUGCUGCCAGCCUCUCAGCACGUUUUCACAUGCGUUGUCUCAUGCCUUCUCAAAAACCUCCGAAGCGAGGCUUGGCAGAGAACGUUGCUCCCACCUGGAAGCAAAUGACAGCCAGAGGAGGGAGCAGUGUGCCUGAGAUCACUCGCAGAGCCAAGGCCCAGGGUGAGGUCCCCUACAGGCCCAUUCCACCAUCUUCCACUACCUCUGAGGAUUUUGAUGAGAUCUAGGAGUUUGGCCAACCUUGGGGACGUGAAAAACACGUGCAGACACGAGAUGAGUCAUCAUCCCCCCUCCCUUUCAUAGGAUUUUGAACAGGUGCCGUUCCUACUUGACAAGUAUGCGUGCCAAGCCGGCUUUUCUUUGUGUGGUGUUCCAAUGGGAGGCCCUAACAUAAUCAGUGGUUACCCUGAGCAAUACCUCCUGACCGUCACUGUGAAAGCCAUUCUUGGAUCAUGUGGUCCCUUGCACGGUGUUUCCCGCAAACCGGCUGGGGGUGGCAGAAGAAUUGUUUGCCACCUCAGGGAAGGCACAAAUUGUCUUUGGCUGUCCUAUGCUGGCCCUCAGCUUUUGAGUGAUAGUUGUGACCAGAAAACAAACAAACACAACAGAAAAAGCUUUAAACAAUGAAUUCCAUUCUCAAAUUUCCUGGCGAAUUUCUCCCUUCUUCUUUAGUGAUGGCUAAGUCCUGAGAGCAAAGGGCACCACUGUGUAGUGAGGACAUCGUGUCACUCCCUCCUUUAUGGGGCACUGGGGUUCAGGGGGGCCAGGUGAAGGUCUCAGUCGGGCGUGGGGUUGUGUUUAAUGGCCCUUCCCGAUUCUUCCGAGCGCCUGUAGCCAGAAGACAGAUGUGAACAAGCGGGAAUGAAGCAGAUACAGGUCCGCCAUUCUGACUGGCAUUGCGUCUCAUGGAAGGAAGGCUUAAGGGGCAGGCCGGUCUAUGGCAGUCAGGCUCGGUCAGGGAAGUUGUAGGCUCUGCUGUGGGGUUUUAGGGCUCAAAAUGCCCAAAGGUAAGUAAUGCCAGUCUGGGCUUUUCAGACCGUAGAAGUAAUUCUGAUGUUCAAAGCAACAGGAUCUGGUGACCUCAUUUUCUUCCUGGAGUAAGUUGGGGGGAAAUGGUGGAAUGCUUUCAAUGACAUAAGAAUCCUCAGUGAGCCCAGAUGGAGAAAUGCGAGCCCCACCCCCCCCGCCCCCUGCGGCCAGCUCCGUGUCACAACACACAGGCCAGAGCCUGUAAGGAGCCAUCUUCUUCCCUCUGUGACUUGCAAAGAGUCACAGAGCCUCAGGCAAGAAUCCAGGGAGCUGGACUGUCGGUUCUCAUAGAUGGUAACUUCCUUGUGUGUGGGGCACCUGUCUUUAGAUCCCGACGAAGGAGGCUGGUGCAGCAAAAUUGUGUGCGCAAGUGUCGAGAACCACACCAGACUUGGAAUAGAUCACAGAUACAGUGGAAAUUAUGUCCGUAGUGAAAUGUCAUCCGAUUGGCCACACACACACAAAAUCUCUUUCUACAUAGUAUUUCCAGGGAAGUGUUGACUGCACGAAGCAACACACACGACUGGUGUGACUUGUUUGGAAGCCAUUAGUGAGGCAUUAACAAAACAGACAACCUCACCCUCCUUUCCAGGAUGUGUGUGAUUAUGUCUGGCUUCAAUAAGACUGCUAAUGGAUGCUUGCCCCAAAGCCCAUGAUCCGGGGACACAAAGUACAGGUAAUUUUGAGCUGAUAGCAGCACGUGCUCCUGAGAAAGCACCACAAAUGAAAAUGCUACUGGCCAAACCCUGUUCUCCUGUGGGGAUAAACCGUGUGUAAUGGGGCUGUGAUUCUGACCAGGGUCUGAGGUUUCAGCGUUGUUUUGUUUUGUUUUGUUUUUAGUAGAAAUGAUUGCAGGUACCAUUCCGAGUCAAGCACACAUGGCGUGUGUGUCCACUGUGUGGGGCACACCUUCCCAGGAGAUAGCAGGACAUUUGAGCCCACGUUGUUUUCUGCAGUUCCUUUUUGCCUGGUUUUUCUUCCAUCUCAUUUCUUUAGGAAAUUCCUCCAGAUCAGGGGUUGUGCAGUGCAGAAGUGGGGGAGGAGCCCCAAGGCCCAGGACACAGCUUGGCCUCAGAGGCACAGAGUCAUCCUGUGCAGGCCGAUGUCCUAGAGCAAGGACAGGCUGAACUGUGGCCUUUAGAUCUGAGUCAAGACAGAAGGCUCCCCUCAGGCCUGGCUUUCUCCUCCCAAGGCCUUCUCCAUCCCUGUCAAUUCCAUCCUUGUACCCACAGUCGUGUUGAUCUUAAAACACUCAUUAUGUUUUUUACUGUUUCAUUUCCGGCAUUAAUAAAAGUCUUAUAAGGAAGAACCACA
Neofelis nebulosa (Clouded leopard) is the source of this 7976-nucleotide messenger RNA. RefSeq names its product GRB2 associated binding protein 3 (gene GAB3). The coding region runs from base 3204 to 4865 and encodes 553 amino acids. The transcript is spliced from 10 exons. The record is from RefSeq and is a predicted model, not a curated record. Lineage: Eukaryota; Metazoa; Chordata; Mammalia; Carnivora; Felidae.